This is a messenger RNA of Brenthis ino (lesser marbled fritillary), 2400 nucleotides long. The record is from the annotation of a GenBank genome assembly. NCBI's taxonomy places the organism in Eukaryota, Metazoa, Arthropoda, Insecta, Lepidoptera, Nymphalidae.
AUGCAAUGGAAAUACAAGAGUUUGAAGGGACGAUGGCUGUGGGUCUUGUUUUUUUUGAUAUUGCUACCGAUUCUCGUAGCCCAAAAAAUCGGUGACCCUUAUAAAAUACUUGGUAUUCACCGAAGAGCAUCCCUCACUGAAAUACGUAAAGCUUAUAGGCAGCUUGCUAAAGAAUGGCAUCCAGAUAAAAACGAAGACCCAAAUGCAGAGGCUAGAUUUGUGGAAAUCAAACAAGCAUAUGAGUUACUAUCAGACACAGAGCGUAGACAAGCAUAUGACUUGUAUGGUAUAACCAAUGAAGAUGAUCACAUGUAUAAACAAAGGCAUGAUUAUAGUCAAUAUGCAAGAUUUAGUAAUGAUCCUUUUGAAUACUUUAGUACACACUUCAGAACACAAGACCAAGAUAUAACACUGUUCCAUAAGCUGUCAGUCACUGCAAGGCAUUUUGAAAACAACAUCCUUGAAAAGAGUGUCCACACACCAGCUCUAGUUUUAUUCUACACAGACUGGUGUUUUGACUGUGUCAGAUCAGCUACUUCUUGGAGGCGUCUGGUUGAAGCCCUACAACCAUUAGGGGUUACCAUGGCAACGGUUCAUGCGGGACAUGAGGCAAGCUUGGCGAGACGAAUUGGUGUUCAUGGGGUCCCAUGUUUGACCUUAAUAUUGGAUAAGCAAGUAUAUAUUUAUAAGGAGGGAUUGUCUUCUUUGCCUAAGAUAUUGGAGUUCAUCCGUUGGAAGUUCCCAUACAAGCUGGUUCGCAGUCUAACAGACAGUAACGUGGACGCGUUUGUGAGCGACUUCGAAGAUAACAAAGUGAAGGCUCUGAUAUUUGAAGAGAGACAGAAUAUGCGACUGCGUUAUUUGAUCACUGCCUUCCAUUAUAGAGAUAGAGUGUCCUUUGCAUUUGUUGACAUAACCGCCUACAACACGCAGAACGUGUCAGCUCGAUACAAAGUGCAGAGAAGUAUGGACACGAUGGUGUUACUCAAAGAGGAUAGUACGGAGCCGGCGGCAACGGUCAGCACUACAGAGAUACCCACGCAGACGCUGAGGCAGUUGAUUGAAGCCAACCAGAUGUUGACUUUGCCGAGGUUGUCUUCUCAGAGCGUGCUGGACGCGGUGUGCCCGGUGGAGUGGCGCGCGGCGCGGCGGCGGCUGUGCUGCGUGCUGAUCGCGCGCGCGGGCGGCGGCGGGCGCGGCGCGGCGGCGCUGCGGGCGCUGGCGCGGCGCGCGCCCGAGCGCCUACGCUACGCGUACGUGUACGCGCACGCGCAGCCGGACUUCGUGGGCGCGCUUGCUAACGGCUCCGGUAUCGAUAUAUCGACUGUAGAACACCGUAUAGUAGUGAUCUGGAGAAGAGAAACAUCUAGGAUCCAGUAUGAAUGGCUCAACGAGACCUGGCCCACCUGCAACCACUGCCCUGACGAGGAUGAGGCGAGGGAUGAAGAAGCUAUCAGAUACCACGAGAGACUAAAUGAGACUAAGCGAGCUUUGGAACAGUUGGUGAAGAGGCUGCUUAAACCUACUGAGGUUGUGGCUUAUGAGACUCGGAUACAGGAGCUGUGCGACGAGGCGGCGCUGGCGGCGUGGUGGCGCGCGGCGCUGCGGCUGGCGGAGGCGGCGGAGCGCGCGCUGGCGGCGCUGCGCUCGGCGCACGCGCUCUCCGCGCUCUCCGUGCUGGCCACCGUGGCCGGCGUGCUCGCCGCCGGCUACUUCAUGGCGUACCUCAUACGUAUAGAGGAGGAAUCGGUGCAGCGGCAGAAGGAGGAACGUCGCAGACAGAACGGCACCAAGCGCAACAACAACGAACCGCAGCCGGAGAUGAGGCUGCACGAGCUGCGGACUGAGAAAUAUAACGGAUUGGUCAGAUUGCAGAAACCAGGCUGUCGCACGAUUGUUUUGUUGGUGGACGUGCAGAGUCGUGUGCAGUUGUUGUCGAAAUUCCACAAGAUUGUUUGGCCUUAUCGCAAGAACAAGACGCUGACGUUCGCGUACCUGUGCGUGGAGCGCAAUGUGGCGUGGUUCCAGCGCGUGCUGCAGCUGUCGCUGGGCGGCGGCGAGCUCCGUGUGAACGCGCGCAACUGCGUGGGCACCGUGCUCGCGCUCAACCCGCACCGCAAGUACUUCUGCAUCUAUCACGCCAAGCACCCGGAGUGCGCCAAGCCCCACAAGCGCAUGAGCCGCAUGACGGUCUCGCUGGGCGGGCGCGCCGCCGAUCCCGAGGCGGGCGCCUUCAUCGGCUUCACCACCGACCCCGACUCCUCCGACGACGACCGCUACGAGCCGCCGCUGCUCUUGCAAGAAAAUCUUCUAGACGGUCUAGAAAACUGGCUAGACAGAUUGUUCGAGGGAAGCACCCAUCGAUACUACGUCAACUACUGGCCCGAUAUGACGUCGAAG